CACUAUUCGCACUCACACAAAGCCACGGUAAACAUUUGUCGCAGAACCGAACACGUCAGCUACGGGGAUUGAUUGUUAAACAACGUUUAUAUCGCCCCGCAAAUCCGAUCAGUAGCAGCAGUCCAUCCUGCCCCGUCCGCAUCCGAUCCGCGAAGUAUUUUCCAGGGCAAAAACGUGAAACGCAGCAGCAAAAUGGUACUCAUUGCUGCGGCUGUCUGCACGAAGAAUGGCAAAGUGAUUCUGUCACGUCAGUUUGUCGAGAUGACGAAGGCACGCAUCGAGGGUCUGCUGGCUGCCUUUCCCAAGCUGAUGACUGCUGGUAAGCAGCACACCUACGUGGAGACGGACUCCGUGCGCUACGUCUACCAGCCGAUGGAGAAACUAUACAUGCUGCUCAUCACCACUAAGGCCAGCAACAUUCUGGAGGAUCUGGAGACCUUGCGCCUCUUCUCGAAAGUGAUUCCCGAGUAUAGCCACUCGCUGGACGAGAAGGAGAUUGUGGAGAACGCCUUCAAUCUGAUCUUCGCCUUUGACGAGAUCGUGGCACUCGGCUACAGGGAGAGCGUCAACUUGGCCCAGAUCAAGACCUUCGUGGAGAUGGACUCACACGAGGAGAAGGUCUACCAGGCAGUGCGCCAGACGCAGGAGCGUGAUGCGCGCCAGAAGAUGCGCGAGAAGGCCAAGGAACUGCAGCGGCAGCGCAUGGAAGCCAGCAAACGGGGUGGUCCCUCCCUGGGUGGCACGGGCGGCCGCAGCGGCGGCUUUAUCUCCGACGGAUUCGGCAGUAGCGGCGUGAGCAGCAGUUCCGGUGCCUCCAGCGCCAACAUCGGCAUCACCUCCAUCGAUGUGGACACCAAAUCCAAGGCGGCUGCCACUAAACCAGCUUCCCGCAAUGCCCUCAAGCUGGGUGGCAAGUCCAAGGAUGUCGAUAGUUUCGUGGACCAGCUGAAGAACGAGGGCGAGAAGAUUGCCAAUCUGGCACCGGCGGCGCCCGCUGGAAGUUCCAGUGCUGCAGCUAGCGCCAGUGCAGCGGCCAAGGCAGCUAUUGCGUCGGACAUUCACAAAGAAAGCGUACAUCUGAAGAUUGAGGACAAACUAGUAGUGCGUCUGGGACGCGAUGGUGGCGUGCAGCAGUUCGAGAACUCGGGCCUCCUGACGUUGCGCAUUACGGACGAGGCCUACGGACGCAUUUUGCUGAAGUUGUCUCCCAACCACACACAGGGCUUGCAGUUGCAGACCCACCCCAACGUGGACAAGGAGCUGUUCAAGUCGCGCACGACCAUCGGACUAAAGAACUUGGGCAAGCCGUUUCCCCUCAAUACCGAUGUGGGUGUGCUCAAGUGGCGCUUCGUCUCCCAGGACGAGUCGGCCGUCCCGCUGACCAUUAACUGCUGGCCAUCGGAUAAUGGAGAGGGUGGAUGCGAUGUGAACAUCGAGUAUGAACUGGAGGCGCAGCAGCUGGAGCUGCAGGACGUGGCCAUUGUCAUUCCCUUGCCAAUGAAUGUGCAGCCUUCGGUGGCGGAGUACGACGGCACCUACAACUACGAUUUACGCAAGCAUGUGCUCCAGUGGCACAUUCCCAUAAUCGACGCCGCCAACAAGUCCGGUUCCAUGGAGUUCAGCUGCAGUGCCUCCAUUCCCGGGGACUUCUUCCCCUUGCAGGUGUCCUUCGUCUCGAAAACGCCGUACGCGGGCGUCGUGGCCCAGGAUGUGGUGCAGGUGGACAGCGAGGCGGCGGUCAAGUAUUCGAGCGAGUCCAUUCUGUUCGUGGAGAAGUACGAGAUCGUGUAGGCCGCGCCGCUGGCCACGCCCACCUAUGUAGUACAUAAAUAUACAUAAUUUCCCGAGGUCAUCCGAUGCGAUGCAAUUAAUCCAACUGCAGCGGCAUGUUGAGAAUUAUUUUUCCAUGUUCGAACUUUACAUAUUUAUGGCGCAGACAGCUUCUCAGAGCGAGUAUUUGAUUCCAAAAAAAAAAACACCAUCAAAGCCAAUUAAUUAAACUAAUUUUGUGCACUCCAAGCGCUGCAUAUAAUGGUAUCAAAUAAAUUAAUUGCAAUUAGUUGUA
Messenger RNA from Drosophila mauritiana, 2065 nucleotides. It is a transcript of the gene deltaCOP, whose product is annotated as coatomer subunit delta. The transcript has 8 exons. Gene Ontology annotation, cellular component: cytosol; COPI vesicle coat. Lineage: Eukaryota; Metazoa; Arthropoda; Insecta; Diptera; Drosophilidae. Bases 193 to 1791 code for a protein of 532 amino acids. The record is from RefSeq and is a predicted model, not a curated record. Gene Ontology annotation, biological process: retrograde vesicle-mediated transport, Golgi to endoplasmic reticulum; endoplasmic reticulum to Golgi vesicle-mediated transport; Golgi localization.